AUGGCCGGCGGUGCAGCAAAAUACCGUCAUCUCAGCCGUAAGUCAUCACACAGACAGGCUCUGCUCCGCAAUCUCGUCACAUCGCUCUUCAAGCACGAGUCGAUCACCACGACAUGGGCCAAGGCGAAGGAGGCCCAGCGGCUGGCCGAAAAGCUCAUUACCCUCGGCAAGAAGAACACAGAAGCAAGCCGGAGGAGAGCACUUGAAACCUUCUAUACCCCCCAUGAUAUUGUCCCUAAACUUUUUGGACCCCUUCGUGAGCGCUACGCCGAACGUCCAGGCGGGUACACUCGGGUGCUGCGCGUUGAGCCCAAGAAGGACGACCAAGCGCCUAGUGCUAUUCUCGAGCUCGUGGACGGACCCAAGGAUAUGCGAUUUAAUAUGACGGCGCGCGCUGUGGCCCGACAACGAUCGAAGGGAUUUGAAACACUGAACGAACUCACGGUCACGAAUGUACGCAAAGUGACCCAGUUCCGCAAAGACGGGGUCGAGCAGCUCGAGCAAGCUAUCCAGCAGUUGGGGUUGGAGGAGCAGCCGAAGAAACCGGCUUUCAGGAAGGUGAAAGCAGAGGAGAAUGAGGGAGAUGUACGAGCUUGA
This is a messenger RNA of Penicilliopsis zonata CBS 506.65, 597 nucleotides long. RefSeq lists its product as hypothetical. Gene Ontology annotation, cellular component: mitochondrial large ribosomal subunit; ribosome. Gene Ontology annotation, molecular function: structural constituent of ribosome. Lineage: Eukaryota; Fungi; Ascomycota; Eurotiomycetes; Eurotiales; Aspergillaceae. Bases 1 to 597 code for a protein of 198 amino acids. The transcript has 2 exons. Gene Ontology annotation, biological process: translation. The record is from RefSeq and is a predicted model, not a curated record.